Messenger RNA from Zasmidium cellare ATCC 36951, 849 nucleotides. RefSeq lists its product as uncharacterized. The coding region runs from base 1 to 849 and encodes 282 amino acids. Gene Ontology annotation, molecular function: delta(3,5)-delta(2,4)-dienoyl-CoA isomerase activity. The record is from RefSeq and is a predicted model, not a curated record. Gene Ontology annotation, cellular component: mitochondrion. The transcript is spliced from 4 exons. Lineage: Eukaryota; Fungi; Ascomycota; Dothideomycetes; Mycosphaerellales; Mycosphaerellaceae.
AUGGCUGAUCCAAGCAGAUAUGAUUUCCCAGCAAUCCAGACGACUUUUCCAGCUCCUUUUGUCGCGCAUGUAGAAAUCAACAGGCCGAAGAACUACAACUCAUUCAGCCCGGACGUAUUUUCCAGCCUUGCUCGUGUCUUUGAUCGUCUCUCAGAGGACGAGAAUGUACGAUGCAUACUAUUGUCGGGCGUUGGCAAGCACUUUUCUGCAGGUCUAGAUGUCAAAUCUGCUUCAACCUCGGGGCCAGUAUCACAAACUACGGAAGGUGAAGACAUUGCUCGAAGAACAUGGAAAAUCCGACGGCACAUGUACGGUUAUCAAGACGGUAUUAAUGCUGUCGAGAGAUGCGAGAAGCCCGUGAUUGUUUGCUGUCACGGAGUUGCUUACGGAGCUGCCAUCGAUCUCGCUCUUGCAGCUGACAUCAGAUAUUGCUCCAAAGACGUGAGAUUUUCGAUCAAAGAAGUUGACGUGGGCCUCGCUGCGGACGUUGGAACACUCACUCGCUUACCAAAGAUCGGAAUCUCAUACUCAUGGGCGAAAGAAAUAGUGUACACAGCGAGAGAUUUCACCGCGGAAGAGGCUGAGCGCGUUGGAUUUGUCUCCAAGGUCUUCGAGACCAAAGAUGAUUUAAUCAAGACUGGUUUCGAACUUGCAAACUUCAUUGCGACGAAAAGCCCUGUAGCGGUUCAAAGCUCAAAGGCACUGUUCGACUUCUCAAGAGACCGAACAGUGCAAGACGGCCUGUUGUAUACGGCCGCCUGGAAUUCACCGAUGGUGCAGUCUGACGACGUCAAGAAAGCUAUGAUGAGUGGCGUACGCAAGACGAAGUCGACAUUCGAGAAGCUCUAG